Nannospalax galili (Upper Galilee mountains blind mole rat) is the source of this 4325-nucleotide messenger RNA. RefSeq names its product zinc finger and AT-hook domain containing (gene Zfat). Gene Ontology annotation, biological process: regulation of DNA-templated transcription. The transcript has 15 exons. The coding region runs from base 15 to 3710 and encodes 1231 amino acids. Lineage: Eukaryota; Metazoa; Chordata; Mammalia; Rodentia; Spalacidae. Gene Ontology annotation, molecular function: DNA-binding transcription factor activity, RNA polymerase II-specific; RNA polymerase II cis-regulatory region sequence-specific DNA binding. The record is from RefSeq and is a predicted model, not a curated record.
ACACAGCCAUCUUCAUGUGUAAAUGCUGUAAUCUUUUCUCACCAAAUCAGUCCGAACUCCUGACCCACGUUUCUGAGAAGCACGGGGAAGAAGGGGUUAAUGUGGAUGACAUCAUCAUUCCCCUCAAACCUCUAAGUACUCCUGAACCUCCCAACCCAAGCAAGAGUGGAGAUGAGUUCUUGGUCAUGAAGAGGAAGAGAGGCAGGCCUAAAGGUUCCACGAAGAAGCCCAGUGCUGAAGAGGAGAUGGCAGACAGCCUUGUGAGCUCCGGUGGAGAUGGUCCCGUGGCUCCAGAGGAAGGAAGCAGCCUGGCGCCCAGCAGCCUGGAGUGCAACAAAUGCUGCCGGAAGUUCUCCAACGCGCGACAACUGCGCAAACACAUCUGCAUCAUUGUGCUGAAUCUGGGUGAGGAGGAAGGAGAUGCAGGUAAUGAGUCAGACCUUGAACUGGAAAAGAAAUACAAAGAAGAUGAUCGAGAAAAGGCUCCAAAAAGACCUCGGACCCAGAAAACAGAGAAACUUCAGAAAAUCCCCUCAGGAAAGGAGGCAAGGCAGCUUUCGGGAGCCAAGAAACCCAUCAUCAGCGUGGUCUUAACGGCUCAUGAAGCCAUUCCAGGGGCUACCAAAAUUAUUCCAGUGGAGGCCGGGCCUCCCGAAACAGGAGCAGCCCAUCCUGAGACCACCACAGCAGACCUGGUGCCACGAAGAGGCUACCAAGAAUACUCCAUUCAGCAGACCCCAUAUGAGCAGCCCAUGAAGUCAAGCAGGUUAGCUCCCACCCAGCUGAAAAUCUUCACUUGUGAAUACUGCAACAAAGUCUUUAAGUUCAAGCACUCGCUGCAGGCCCACCUGAGAAUCCACACCAAUGAGAAGCCCUACAAGUGCCCGCAGUGCAGCUAUGCCAGCGCCAUUAAGGCCAACCUCAAUGUGCACCUGCGCAAGCACACAGGGGAGAAGUUCGCCUGCGACUGCUGCGCCUUCACCUGCCUCAGCAAGGGCCACCUCAAGGUGCAUGUCGAGCGCGUGCACAAAAAGAUCAAGCAGCACUGCCGCUUCUGCAGGAAGAAGUACUCCGACGUCAAGAACCUCAUCAAGCACAUUCGGGACACUCACGACCCACAGGACAAGAAGGUCAAAGAAGCCCUGGAUGAGCUCCGCCUGAUGACGAGGGAGGGCAAGCGGCAGCUGCUGUAUCACUGCCACAUCUGUGAGCGCAAGUUCAAGAACGAGCUAGACCGGGACCGCCACAUGCUGGUCCAUGGGGACAAAUGGCCCUUCGCCUGUGAGCUCUGUGGCCACGGGGCCACCAAGUACCAGGCUCUGGAGGUGCACGUCAGGAAGCACCCCUUUGUGUACGUCUGUGCCGUAUGCCUCAAGAAGUUUGUCAGCUCCAUCAGGCUGCGCUCCCACAUCCGAGAGGUGCAUGGGACGGCCCAGGAGACCUCAGUCUUUACCAGCUCCAUCAACCAGAGCUUCUGCCUCCUGGAGCCUGGUGGGGACAUCCAGCAGGAAGCCUUGGGGGACCAGCUGCAGCUGGCAGCAGAGGAGUUUGUGUGCCCGGAUAUGGACGUGCUCAAGGAGGAGGCCUGUCCUGAGGAUGCUCAGCCCGGGGCAGGGUCGAGGGAGCUGGAGGCCCCUGGAGAGGUGCUUGCUCCGGCCGUGCCCUUGGCCACCUCCCAGACUGAAAGUGCUGCCCUACCCCGCUGUAAGCUGGAAACCACUGUGGUCUCCUCAGACCUGAACUCUCUUGCAGUGGUUUCAGAUGUUUUUUUAUUGAAAAACAAUACCUCCUCUGCUGAGGCUCAUGCUGUUGCCAAGACAACCUUGGACACUCCGCAUGAAGGCUCAGCUCCCACUCAGGGUGAAGAAGUCUCACUGCUGCUGUCCAAGGCCAGCAGUGCUGGACCAAACCAGGAGACCCAGAGUAGCCAGAGCCCUGACGGUAAAGGGCAGGAUGUAGUUACCCUGCCAGUCAGAGAAUCUGACCCUAGCAGGUGUCUUAGGCCAAACCCAGCCGAGGCCUCGGACCUCCUCCCUAUGAUGGCUGAUAGAGGGGACGUUGGUGUGUGCCAGCCUGACUCUUGCAAAUCCUCCUCUGAACACCGGCCUGGCAGCACGGCAUUCAUGAGGGUGCUGGACAGUCUUCAGAAGAAGCAAAUGAACACCGGUCUGUGUGAGAGGAUCCGGAAAGUUUACGGAGACCUGGAGUGUGAAUACUGUGGCAAACUUUUUUGGUACCAAGUGCACUUUGACAUGCAUGUCCGCACCCACACCCGGGAACACCUGUAUUAUUGCUCCCAGUGUCACUAUUCUUCCAUCACCAAAAACUGCCUUAAACGCCAUGUAAUUCAGAAACACAGUAACAUCUUGCUGAAGUGUCCCACUGACGGCUGUGACUACUCGACUCCAGAUAAAUAUAAGCUGCAGGCCCACCUUAAAGUUCACACAGAGCUGGACAAAAGGAGUUAUUCUUGUCCAGUGUGUGAAAAAUCUUUCUCAGAAGAUCGAUUGAUAAAGUCACAUAUCAAGACCAAUCAUCCCGAGGUCUCCAUGAGCACCAUUUCUGAGGUUCUUGGGAGAAGGGUACAGCUCAAAGGGCUAAUUGGAAAGCGAGCCAUGAAAUGCCCAUACUGUGAUUUCUAUUUCAUGAAGAAUGGCUCAGACCUUCAGCGUCAUAUCUGGGCUCAUGAGGGUGUGAAGCCCUUCAAAUGUUCUUUAUGUGAAUAUGCAACUCGUAGCAAGAGCAACCUCAAGGCUCAUAUGAAUCGCCACAGCACCGAGAAGACCCAUCUAUGUGACAUGUGUGGCAAGAAAUUCAAAUCUAAAGGAACACUGAAAAGUCACAAGCUCCUUCAUACAUCUGAUGGGAAGCAGUUCAAAUGUACAGUGUGUGACUACACAGCAGCCCAGAAGCCACAGCUGCUGCGGCACAUGGAGCAACAUGCCUCCUUCAAGCCUUUCCGCUGUGCUCACUGUCAUUACUCCUGCAACAUCUCUGGCUCUCUGAAGCGCCACUACAAUCGGAAGCACCCCAAUGAGGAGUAUGCUAAUGUGGGCCGUGGGGAGCUGGCGGCUGAAGUGCUCAUCCAGCAAGGUGGUCUGAAGUGUCCUGUCUGCAGCUUUGUGUAUGGCACCAAAUGGGAGUUCAACAGGCACUUGAAGAACAAACAUGGCUUGAAGGUGGUGGAGAUUGAUGGAGACCCCAAAUGGGAGCCAGCAACAGAGACUCCUGAGGAGCCUUCCACCCAGUAUCUUCACAUCACAGAGGCUGAGGAGGACAUUCAAGGGACACAAGCAGCUGUGGCCGCACUUCAGGACCUGAGAUACACCUCUGAGAGUGGUGAUCGUCUUGACCCCACAGCUGUGAACAUCCUGCAGCAGAUCAUUGAGCUGGGCGCGGAGACCCACGAUGCCACUGCCGUUGCCUCUGUGGUUGCCAUGGCACCUGGGACAGUGACCGUUGUGAAACAGGUCACUGAUGAGGAACCCAGCUCCAACCACACAGUCAUGAUCCAGGAGGCGCUCCAACAGGCCUCGGUGGAGCUGGCCGAGCAGCACCAUCUGGUGGUAUCCUCUGAUGAUGUGGAGGGCAUCGAGACCGUGACCGUGUACACGCAGGGCGGGGAGGCCUCGGAGUUCAUCGUGUAUGUGCAGGAGGCCGUGCAGCCCAUGGAGGAGCAGGCUGGGGAGCAGCCAGCCCCGGAACUCUAGAGGAUCCCAGCCUCCUUGCAUGGCAUAGGGCGGCAGCUAGGCUUCCUGGUCACUGGGAAUACCAGGGCAAGGAGGCCACCCAGCCUUCCAAGCCUGCAGAGUAACACUGUCCUUGUCUUUUUUGCUCAGGGGCCCAGGUAUUCUCCACACUGUCUUUUGGGUGGUCGGGGCCAGUGUAUCACCAGCAAUACAGAACCCCAGUCCUCAGCACAGAUUCCCACCUCUGACCUAGCAUCCUCUGUUUCCAGAAGACCUUUACAUCAACUCUGCCCUGCCCCUCCCUUGCUUUAGGGUCCAGAGACUCCCAUCCCCAAUCAGCAUCUUCUCUGAUCACAACCUCAGUCCCUGACCCUCCAGGUGCUCAUCCUCGUCUGGGCCCACUGUGCGGUAGGCAAAGGGGAGAGACACCAUACAGCAAGUGGCCUUAUGGCUUUUGAGUCACCACCUGGUGGGAUGGGUGGGACUGCCCUGGCUUUUUCCACCGAGCCCCACCCUCCUCGAUGCAGGGGCAUUGGGACAAGUGAGUGACCACUUCCCCAUCACAGGGGCCCAGCUUGGAAUUCUUUUGCUUUUGAAAUAAAUGCACUUUCUCCCUUCACCUCCCAUUCUGUGGUG